This is a messenger RNA of Prunus armeniaca (apricot), 354 nucleotides long. The record is from the annotation of a GenBank genome assembly. NCBI's taxonomy places the organism in Eukaryota, Viridiplantae, Streptophyta, Magnoliopsida, Rosales, Rosaceae.
AUGAGAGGCCAUCUUUUUCCUCUGCACACCUUCCCAUCAAGGUCCUCCUCACUUUUGAGGUCCUUAACAGCAUGCCACAACCAGAGGUACCAUAGCAGUCAAGUUAGCAAGGGAGAGCACAGCAGCCACAUGAAUAUAGAAGAGAGAGCACCUUCAACAGCUGAGGAGUUCAAAAGAGUUGCUGAGGAGAAGCUGAAGAAGGCAGAGCAAGGUGUAGCCAGUCAAACUGCUGACAAGACAUGUGAUGUGACAGAGGAGACUACCUUGGGGGACUCUAGCGUUGACUCUGUCAAGAACAGGUACAAGCAAAAUGAACCUGGUGCUGAUUACAGAAGGAGGCCACAUGAUGACUGA